Messenger RNA from Oryza sativa Japonica Group (Japanese rice), 1350 nucleotides. RefSeq names its product NAC domain-containing protein 22-like. NCBI's taxonomy places the organism in Eukaryota, Viridiplantae, Streptophyta, Magnoliopsida, Poales, Poaceae. Gene Ontology annotation, molecular function: DNA binding. The record is from RefSeq and is a predicted model, not a curated record. Gene Ontology annotation, biological process: regulation of DNA-templated transcription.
UCCACAUCCACAACCAUCUCCACCUCACCUCGUCCAUCGUCUCCAGUAAAAAUCAAGAUCGGCAAGCCAAGUGCAGAGGCAACCACCACCACCACCUGGAGCAGAGCGAGCGAGCGAGCGAGCAGAGCACACUGUCAUCAAUGGCGGCGGCAGUGGCUGUGGCUGGGCCGUCCAUGGAGGUGGAGCAGGACCUCCCGGGCUUCCGUUUCCACCCCACGGAGGAGGAGCUCCUCGACUUCUACCUCUCCCGCGUCGUCCUAGGCAAGAAGCUCCACUUCAACAUCAUCGGCACCCUCAACAUCUACCGCCAUGAUCCCUGGGACCUCCCAGGCAUGGCGAAGAUCGGGGAGAGGGAGUGGUACUUCUUCGUGCCGCGGGACAGGAAGGCCGGGAACGGCGGGCGGCCGAACCGGACGACGGAGCGCGGGUUCUGGAAGGCGACGGGGUCGGACAGGGCGAUCCGGAGCUCCGGCGACCCGAAGCGGGUGAUCGGGCUCAAGAAGACGCUCGUCUUCUACCAGGGUCGCGCCCCGCGCGGCACCAAGACGGACUGGGUCAUGAACGAGUACCGCCUCCCCGACUACGGCGCCGCCCGCGCCGCCGCGCCGCCUCCCAAGGAGGACAUGGUGCUCUGCAAGAUAUACCGGAAGGCGACGCCACUGAAGGAGCUGGAGCAGAGAGCCUCGGCAAUGGAAGAGAUGCAGAGAGGAUCAAGUCACGGAGACUACACGGCGACGAGAGCAUCCCUCGUCCACGACGCCUCCGCCUCCACCGGCGACGACUACUUCUCGUCGGACGACGUCCACGACAGCGGCUUCCUGAUCCAGUCCUCAUCCUCGUCGGCGGCGCCGUCCGGCAGCAGCAGCAAGAACGGCGGCGCUGGCGCACCAAGGGAAGCCAAGAAGGAAGAAGCAGACGUCACGGUCACGGUGGCGUCGGCGACGAGCCUACAGCUCCCGGCGGUGAGCCAGCUGCCGAGCCUGCAGCUUCCGGCGAUGGACUGGCUGCAGGACCCGUUCCUGACGCAGCUGCGCAGCCCGUGGCAGGACCAGCACUGCCUGUCUCCCUACGCCCAUCUGCUCUACUACUAAGCAAGGGGCAGAGAAUUACAUUGUGCAUCGAAGCAAGAGGAGUCGAUCACGAUCUCCAGAUGCAUGUGCAAGAGCAAGAGAUCAAAUCACCCGUCGACGAAGAACAAGUAGCGUAGAAUGGCUAGCUGUGGAUUCGAUUGUACAUAUAGUAGUAGCACCGAGAUAUCAAUCAAUCUUUUGGUCUUCUCUCAAGAUAAUAUGAUGCUUUCUGACUUGACAAUGCUAGAAUCUCUUAUAAGACUAUGAUUCAAGAACUUUA